AGGGUGACAUACAAUUCGAGUGCGACUGCGAAUUUUCUUACGGAAAUAGCGGCUUCCGCGAUAAAUACCAAUCUGCCAGUUGUGACUUGUUGAACGCUUUAAAUAAAAGCGGCAUUUUUGUGGGACUGCUAUUCGUUAAGUAUAACUAUGAAACGGCUAGGAGGCAUAACCUGUUUGGUGAACAAUUGGAAGGAAGAGAGAAGGACUUUCACCAUGUGUGCGCUGUGCACCAAGUCAGGUGGAAAAAUGUGGGCAUAAUUAUCACAGCUUCGCAUAACCCCCAUGAUGAAAAUGGAGUAAAAAUAAUUGACCAAAAUGGGAGACAAAUAAAUGAAGUAUACGAAAGUUAUUUAACCGAUCUGGUAAAUAGGCAUUUGACAUUUCUUCGAAAAAAUGAAAAAUGUUCCAUCCAUGACAUUGUCGAUGAUAUAAUCGACUGCAUUGCUAAUCUCUUCAAGGAAGAAGCACACAUCGACAUGUACGACGAUGUCGCUUUUGAGAGUUUGCGCAAAUUGGACAACAUAGUACACUGUUUUAAUAGGCAUAAUGUGCUGAAGGCGAAUGUGUGCAUAGGGUUUGACACGAGGAGCAGCUCCGUACACCUUAACCAGAUCCUUGUCGAAACGUUGAGACAGUUGAACAUUUGCAAGUGCGUAAAUAAUAUGUGUUAUGUUACCACGCCAUGCAUGCACUUUGUUGUGUAUUUUUUUAACGCAGUUAAUGUGGAUGAAGUGUUGGACCCUGAAGUCAUCAAUUCGGGGGGGUGCACUCUGCAUAAGGAAGCGGGCGACUUGGAUUACCUUGGCGGUUUGUGUAUCCCUGGGGGAAGGUUACCCUCCAUGGAGCUGUACUACGGAGGGGGCGAACAGCCAUAUGAUACACAUUCACUUGCUGGGGAGGAGGUAAGCAUGCUGCAAAAAAGUGAUGCCACCCACCUGAUGGCUUAUAACAGUGACCGGAUUUACUUCGCCUACUUUAUUCACGCCUUCAAAAAGCUGUACAGAUUCCUUGACGAAAGAUAUGACAGCGCUUUGACGAAAAAUUGUGAAGAAGAAAUUAUUUAUGUGGACUGCUCCAACGGAAUAGCUAGUCUUAAAUUGGACAAUUUUUGUGAUGUUUUUAAAAUGUUAAAAAAAAAAUUAUUAAAAUAA
Molecule: messenger RNA, 1151 nt
Organism: Plasmodium cynomolgi strain B
Lineage: Eukaryota; Apicomplexa; Aconoidasida; Haemosporida; Plasmodiidae
Product: N-acetyl glucosamine phosphate mutase
Exons: 1
Biological process (GO): carbohydrate metabolic process; UDP-N-acetylglucosamine biosynthetic process
Molecular function (GO): magnesium ion binding; phosphoacetylglucosamine mutase activity
Source: RefSeq, a predicted model, not a curated record